Messenger RNA from Aspergillus saccharolyticus JOP 1030-1, 1449 nucleotides. Its product is annotated as prolyl hydroxylase family protein. The record is from RefSeq and is a predicted model, not a curated record. NCBI's taxonomy places the organism in Eukaryota, Fungi, Ascomycota, Eurotiomycetes, Eurotiales, Aspergillaceae. Gene Ontology annotation, cellular component: endoplasmic reticulum. The transcript has 2 exons. Bases 1 to 1449 code for a protein of 482 amino acids. Gene Ontology annotation, biological process: peptidyl-proline hydroxylation to 4-hydroxy-L-proline. Gene Ontology annotation, molecular function: L-ascorbic acid binding; iron ion binding; procollagen-proline 4-dioxygenase activity.
AUGGCAAAAUCCAAGUCCGCGAAGCGCAAGCGCAAUGCUCAGAUUGACCUGCCACAAAAACUUCCCAAGUCCACCGCAAUCCUCACCCCACCGCCGGAUGGCACCCCUCUGGAACCCAAAAACCUGCAGACCGUUGUCUCAGAUGAGGAGCUGGACAUUACCAUCGAAACGCUCACCACCCUAACGCAGUAUCCGAAUUUGACCAAGUCGAAAGCAUGCAAGGAUCUUCGGGUUGCAGUCUAUGACUUCCGUCAGGCCUGUACGACAGGUGUAAACCAUGCUGAGGGCGCGAAUCUGACAGCACGCAUCACUGGCGCUCUGGCCGACGGAAAAUACAUCGACGCCAAAGUUCUACUCGCCGAGAUGAGAAUCAGGGGGGAACAACCGAAGAUUGGGGCUCUGUGUCGCUGGGUGAGGGAUUUGGAUGUCGUCAGCGGCCUGUCAACGCAGCCCGGCAAGGAAACCUCUGUUGAGCGCAGCGCCAGAGACUUGGAACUGCUGGGCGUUCUUGAUGCUGUCCUGCGCGUCAGUACUCCCAUUGAUCUGAGCCCGGAAGCUGUUCCGUCCACCUCUCCAAUUGCCUUCCAAACCAUCUGGGAUCUGCGACCGUCGAACCCACCACUGGAGGUUUACGCCUCCGUCCUAGACAAGUCUAUCUUAGCAUCGGCUCCGACCUGCCCUUCGGCUCUGCGAGUCAUCGAAACAACCCCCGGUCCCUUGCGCAAGCCUCCCAAUCACCACCCCGCCAUCCUCUAUACCACCGCACCCAACGCGGUUCCGCUCUCGUCCACCCCACCAGCCACUAAAUACCACCCCCACCCUUUCGUCCCCGGCUUAGGUCUCGCGCUCGACGUCCUCUCCCCGGCGGAGUGCAAAUCCAUCAUUGCCGCCGGCGAAUCGGUCGGCUUCCUUCCCGACGCGCCCCUCCGCGAAGACGGCGACAUGAGCAUCUUGGCCCACAACUUCUACUGGGUCGUCGACCCAACAUUCCACGACCUGCUGUGGGCCCGCAUUGCCCCGCACGUACCACCAGUCAUCAACGGGUGCCAGGCGCGGGGUCUCAACCGCCGUUUCCGCGUUUAUCGAUACGUCCCGGGGGCCGAGUACAGAUGCCACAUCGAUGGGGCGUGGCCGCCAUCGGGCAUCACGGCGGACGACAAAUACGUUUAUGACGCCUCGCCCGAGGACAACCGGCAGAGUUCCAUGUACACAUUCCUUCUCUAUUUGAACGAUGAGUUCGAGGGCGGGGAGACGACCUUUUUCCUGCCUGCGGCGAGGGAAGGGACGCUUAACGCGUAUCCCGUCCGGCCCGUGAUGGGGGCGGUUGCCUUGUUUCCGCAUGGGGAGUCGAACGGAGCGUUGUUGCACGAGGGAACGGGGGUAAGAAAGGGGGCCAAGUAUAUCAUUAGAAGUGAUGUAGAAUACGAUGUUAAGCCCAUGCAGACGUGA